AUGGAUCAGGGGAUAGUGAGGGUUGUCAAUGGCGGAUGGAUUGAUGGGCUUACGCGAGAUGCUGUGACGCGACCCGACACGAGCACGAUUCUUUGGGAAACUCUCUACAAACCGUGGAAUUUAUUUACGAAACUCGAUAAAGGAGACGACGUGACCACGGCUGAGUCUGUGACUCUGUUACGCGACGUUUGUUCUGGGCACGAUUCUUCAGACAAGAACUGUUCAGUCGUAUGUACCAGCCCGCAUGAUUUGUUCGCCUCUUGGAGGACCCUAUGGCAAUGCCUGUCUCUCACAUCUUUGACUCUCGCAAACUCCACAUUUUCUACGCUCGAUCAAUACCAUGGCGGGGCAGGAAACGGGACCUCAAGGGAGCAGAUCUCGAGCGCCUUGAUGUCUUUCGGCAUCACUAAUGCGACCGAUUUUGACGGGAGAGCGGUUCUGAAUCUGACUUAUGAGUGUGCUACUGCAAGUUGCCGCGACACUAGCAUGGGAAAGUGCUCUAUCGGCCAGCUUGGCCCUGGGUAUUUUCAGCGUGAAACUAUCCAGUGGAUCAAAGUGUACGAGGCUCUUGCGCCGCUCUGCGAUGGACUGGAAAGCGAUAUAAACAUCGAUAUUGCUGGACCAGGAGUACUAAUAACAUACAUCACUCAAACAGCCAUGGUGGUCUUUGCAUGGUUGUUCUUCCUACUUCUAAAAGUCAACAAGUUCAUCAACACUUCAACAUCAAUCUUCACACAUCUCUUUCGAAAACGGAACCCUGGACCCAAUCUCUUAACCCAUCGUGUAUCAGGUCUUGAACGCCUCGAACGCACGAAUCUUGCGCACGCAACGAGCACCUUUCUUGCAGAGCUUCACGAAGCACAGUGCUUCUUCGUCGUCGCUAUAGAGAUAGCCCUGAUAAACGCGAGCUCACGAUCUGCUAUCUUCACUGGCGCUGAGAACUGGCAGAGCCUUCUAUGGAAUCGUGACAGUGUCCAGUUCCUAGCAGGUAUGGGGGCUUGGCCCAUUAUUCUCGGACAGAUCUCCCUCCGAAGAGCCGAGCUCGACUCGAUGUACUACCUCCUCCUCUCGACACUUGCGUUGGUACUUGCGGGUGUUGCAGCAGAUACAGCUGCAAAUCCAGACCCAGAUCGGAUUUACAAAAUGUUUCAAGGGCAGAAUACCCUUGAAGAAUGCGGCGGUCAUCCUUCCCUUCGAACCUUUUGCGUGGAAGAGCGAGAGAGUAUAUACUGGUAUGUCUUUCCAGCGGGAAGCAUAUACGCAUUCCUCGGAUUGCUUGCUAUACUAUGGUGGGCCAAAAUUUGGACCUUGUGCAAUUCGCCAGCAUUGUUUCUCCAAAAGCAUAAGUCCUUAUCAAAACGGCAACUUGAAGCUUGGGAAUGGAUCAAGUGGAUCCUUAUAAAAGCUGCUCUUUUCGCAAUUCACAUUGCCGAAGCUGGUGCUCUUGCUUGCAUAUGCUUUGGUCUAGCAGUCAUCCGUGCACCACUCCUGAAUUUAUUGCUGAGAGGAGAGACAGGGACCUGGAGCGUUGGACAGCUGGUUGCGGUAUUGAUUUGGGCACCGGUGAUAUCCAAGUAUGCCCAUCUGGCAAUUCUCGGCGUGGAGAAAGGUUUCAGGCUUCGCUUGUCCAAAGCAUUUGAAAUUGUGAAGAAGUCGGAUACUAGUAAGCUGGGUGCCAGGCCGCCGUGCUCACCAAUCCAAUCAUACCAGCCCAACCCCGCUUGCUGCAUUUAUCGAGCUGAACCCGACAAGCUGAGCUUUGUACAAGUUAUCAGCUUCUCUCUUCCUUUGGAACAACUAGACAACACGAUGGCAUCCUACAACUACAGCACGAUGGACACCCUGGACUGGCCCAAGAUUAUUGUUAUUGGUUUGGUCUGGACACCGUCGGCGUACUUCUUCAAUUCUUGGGUCGAUAGCCAACCGCCUGGUACCUUUGUAAGCAUUGCCUGUGUAAUCUUCUCAAUCAUCAGCCUCUUGGCUGGUUUCCACCUCAUUUGCUUCGCUAUUUUAGUUCUUCUAUCGCCAUUAUUUGCCCUUGCAUUACUCUACCGAUUAAUCAUAGAGCUCCCUUACCUAUGCACCGGGUUUGGUCCUUGGUGUCUCUCAUUGUUCUGUGCUCAGAGGCCGCCACUUUACGCGUCGCGAAGCGAGAUGCCACAAGGAAAGGACUCCUCCUCUGGUAUUCUUCAUUUGGCGCCCAGACAAGUCCAGUGGCUGGAGCAUCCUCGGUCUCCAGGUCACGUAAUUCUCGUGACUGUGAACAAGGCAUCGAAGCCAGGAACCUCUCAGUCCAAAUCUCAGCAAUCCGACAUAACUGGCUCCGGGCCCAGCUUCCGUUGGGCUCGAGAAAUAAUUGAGAAGUGCGAACGAGAGCACCACAAUUGCCGGAACCACUUUAUCCGAUCAGCCAGUCAGCGGUAUCUUCCCAAAAGACUUAUUGACGUCCAAUCGAGGGACAAGGGAGUCGUACAGCUUUUGUUGAGUGGCGAAAUCCAACCAGCAGAAAAUAUCGUCGAAUAUGCUGCCCUCAGUCACUGCUGGGGUGCUACGGUCAAGUCUGAGCUCAGGGAGGAUAAUGGAGAAACGACGAAGACGAUUCUGAUAGAGACUUUGGAUCCAAACUUCCGAGACGCCGUUGACAUAACUUACAAAUUGGGUAUCAAAUAUCUAUGGAUCGACUCACUAUGCAUCAUGCAACGCACUAAGGAAUGGGAAGAGGAGUCUGGCGAUAUGGGCCUUGUUUAUGCAAGGGCCAAGGUUGUAAUCUCUGCGACAGCAUCCAAGAACUCAGAAGGCGGCUGCUACAAACCCAAGGAUCUCUUUCCUUAUCACUGCGUUCUAGGCAGCAACUGGACCUCUUCACUCGUCGUUCGCUCGUCAAUCAAGUAUGCCAACCUGGUCCAGCUCUUCGGGGAGAAGGUCGACCGUUCGUUCCUGGCCACGAGAGGCUGGACCUUUCAAGAAAGAUUUCUGGCUAGCAGGAUACUGCACUUCUGCUCAGGUCUUAUGAUGUUUGAGUGUAACACAUUGACUACCUCUGAGUGUCAUGAGGAAGAAGAGUAUCCCCUGAAUACCCAAUUUAGCCAGAAUGGGACGAUGAACGCGCCGACAGUCCCUCAUCCAGGCCGUGAAUCACCCAAACGACUCUGCAAUAGGACGAUCAUACGACGUGCUGGGUCUUCCACAAGACAUGUUACACGCCCAGCCAGGGACACAAUUAGGAAAACCUGCUUCCUCUGGUCUUUCAUGGGACAAGAUAUGAAGGAGAAGGCAGAGUUUCACCUGCGGUGGUACGAGAUGGUGACGAGCUACUCGGUUCACAAUCUUACAAACGAGAACGACAAGAUGAUGGCCAUUGCUGGCGUGGCUUACUUCAUCCAGCAAAGUACGGGCUUCAAGUACGCUGCUGGCCUCUGGCAAGAGACCUUGCCCUUCAAUCUCCUCUGGAUGGUGGAUUCUGGGGUCAAAAGGCGACCGUAUGGUCGGUCUGUUCCCUCGUGGUCUUGGGCAUCCGUGGACGGUAAGAUCUCGCACCUUCUAAAGAAAAUCGACCCAACCUCUGUCUCUGGCUCAAGCGUUGACCUGACGGUCGAGGGCAGCAGUGUUUCCGAUUCAUGGGAGUAUAUAAAGUCCUUGGUAUCCGACCUGAAAGUUCAAGCUACACAUAUGGUCAACGGCAUGGCCCAUAAUGCUACGCUGACGCUGUCCUGCCCGCUCCGAACCUUGGUCCUUCGUCAUUAG
Messenger RNA from Fusarium subglutinans, 3744 nucleotides. Its product is annotated as tol. The transcript is spliced from 8 exons. The record is from RefSeq and is a predicted model, not a curated record. Lineage: Eukaryota; Fungi; Ascomycota; Sordariomycetes; Hypocreales; Nectriaceae. Bases 1 to 3744 code for a protein of 1247 amino acids.